Exaiptasia diaphana is the source of this 792-nucleotide messenger RNA. RefSeq lists its product as uncharacterized. The record is from RefSeq and is a predicted model, not a curated record. NCBI's taxonomy places the organism in Eukaryota, Metazoa, Cnidaria, Anthozoa, Actiniaria, Aiptasiidae.
AUGGCUCGUACAUUAUUCCUCUUUCUAAUCCUCUAUUUAUUGUGUGUAAAUUGUACUGGUAGAGAGGUCUUCAACAUUACUCGUACUACAUCACUUGAGUACGAUAUAUUUCAAGUGCCUAACUGCAGGUCAUGUUCAAACUUUGUCGAUGCUAGCAAUUAUGGAUCCUCGAGCUGCAAUUGUGCAUGUAAAGCGAAAUCUUCRACGUUUGGUGCUCUCAGCACAGCAUGGAGAUGYCAGGCGAAUGAGAAUGCUAGAAAAGAAGCAGGAUGUACGUUCUACUUUGAAGGAAAGACUGCUACUGAUCCAAUAAAGAUCCUUUCAGGAGAACGGAAAACUUAUAAAAUCCUCAUCCCAUCUAUUUACUCCAAAAUUGAUUAUUCAAAUUCYCGCUACCGUGAAUGCAAUGGAAAUUGGAGGGGACUGGGCACWCUCGUAAAGGCACCUGGRCCUUUUUCCUUGGACCCAAUCCCAGAGAUAUCUGCCGGAAACAAGAUGAGAAAAUUUACAUUCAGGGUCACUAAGAAUGAAAAGUUGCUUGGCGGGAAACUUAUUCGACUUGGCUUAACAACUAGAGGAACUAAGUCUUGUGUUUUGUUUAAGAUAGAAGGAACAACACAGUGUCCUGUGAAUGUCACGCAGCCUUCCUCUACCCAGAGUCCUCCAGUCACAGUACUGACUACUAAUACAAUGACCCACGGGAAGACGAGAUCAACGAAUAUGCCAAUCACCUCUAAAAUAACCAAGGAAACCAGCAAAUCAACAACAGCGCCACCUGCUACUACAACAUCG